Messenger RNA from Frankliniella occidentalis (western flower thrips), 4813 nucleotides. RefSeq lists its product as uncharacterized. The transcript is spliced from 5 exons. Gene Ontology annotation, biological process: regulation of transcription by RNA polymerase II. NCBI's taxonomy places the organism in Eukaryota, Metazoa, Arthropoda, Insecta, Thysanoptera, Thripidae. Gene Ontology annotation, cellular component: nucleus. Gene Ontology annotation, molecular function: protein binding. The record is from RefSeq and is a predicted model, not a curated record. Bases 179 to 3370 code for a protein of 1063 amino acids.
CCUGGACAACCAAAGGACCCCGCAAACCAAUGGGGUUGGGCCUUGUAACGCUCCGCGCCGCGUCAGUACAGUUGUGUCGUGAGAGCGGAGGAGAAAAGAUGUGUCGUUGCGAACCUUAGGAACUUUCCCCGCAUCUACCUUAUUUUCUAUACAGUCAUUCUUAAACAAAUCUGUGAUAAUGGCAGACCAGCAGUUCUGCCUGAGAUGGAACAACCACCAAAGCACACUGAUCUCAGUGUUCGACUCUCUAUUGGAGAGGGGUGCUAUGGUGGAUUGCACUCUAGCAGCAGAAGGGCAGUGUUUACAAGCACACAAAGUUGUGCUUUCAGCAUGCAGUCCAUAUUUAGAGACUUUGCUGAGCCAGCAUUACGACAAACACCCUAUUCUGCUCUUGAAAGAUGUGAAGUUCUACGAGCUUCAAGCCAUGAUGGAUUACAUGUACCGUGGAGAAGUGAAUGUGGCGCAAGAUAAAUUAGGCAUGUUUUUAAAAGCUGCAGAAUCCUUACAAAUUAAAGGAUUAUCAGACAGUGGGGGAAAUGAACCACCUGAUACAGGUGGGGGGACAAGUGCUAAACGGACUAGUAAAGGUGCUCCAGUAACAAAUGUUCCACGCUCUGGCGGUGGAUUAACAGUGGAAAGGCGGAGGCCACAACAACCUCAAACUUCGCAAGUAGUGGACAUUCCUUCAGAUAGUGGUUCUCGUGAUGGUAGUGAAUCCCCUUCAUUAAGAAGAAAACGACGGCGAAGAACAUCAGGUGGUGAUGAUAGUGCUGUUGAGGGUGACUCUUCCAAUACUGGGGAUGUGUCUCGUACACAGUCCUCGGCCCCCCUUAGUUCUGACCAAGUGCCAAUGAAUGGUUCAGCGGACAGUAAUGCCUUAGGAAUUCUUUCAUCCCUUAUGGAUGGAUCUGUUGAGACUGAUAAUAGUGUACAAGAACCCGGACCGUCAUUAGGAGCAACAAGUCAAACCCAGCCUUCACAACGGAUACGAGAAAAAACUGAACCUACCUCUGGCCCAAUGAUUCAACCUAAAUCGGAAUACCUAGACACUGAAGAAAAUAUAGAAGACCUUACUUUGGAUGAUGACAACGAUAUGGACAGCGGAAUGGAUGCAGGACCCUCACAACGGCAAGGAGCAGGCUACCAGUGGCACAUGGGUGAUCAAGGAGCUGACGAAGUCUUCAUGGCAGCACAAGAGGCAGUUGGCGCAAACAGAGAUGCACAAGGAGGUGCUGGCGCACUGGAUGGCAACAGCAGUGCUGAUGGCUCCUCUUCUUCUCACCUUCCAACCUGGGCUACAAUUCGCUCUCUUCUGGGUAGCCUGCCCCAUCUAUCAGUAACUGCCAAUCCCAACGAUGGUUCGAAGACAAGACCAAAUAUCCGUCAACAACCCUGUUCUAAGUGUUGCAAUACUCCUCCUACUUUACUCAUAAACACUACACUAGUAAGUCAUACAGGCUUGUCGCGUACUGAGUGGAGAGUUGUAUCUAGUAAUUCCAAAGAGUUUUCUGCUAUUGCUCAACGGUCUAACUUUUGUAAGUUUGAUGAGGAACCUGACAUUCAGGAAGGCACAGAUCUAAAUCAUGGCAAAUGCACAUCCCUGUACAGUUUUGGAGAAAAGAGUGUUGAGGAGUGUAACAAGGACUUCAUGAAGAAAAAGAAGCAUACUGCUAUUCAGGUCAGCACGAGCUUGACCAAUGAAUCUACUCAGGUACAUUUUGGGGAACUUGAGGACUUGCAGUCUUGUGUCGAUAUUGUCCCUACUAGGAGGAAUACUGCUAUACGAGGGCGAGGUAGUCGAGGAAGGAGAGGUAGAGGUGGUGGGCGUCAGAGACGAGGAGCUUUCAAAGUAGAUCGUCAUUCAAAUGAUCCUCAACAGACUAGGUCUUUUAGACCACGUAAGUCAACUUGUUAUCUCGAAUUACCGGAUGAAGUUGAAGAUUAUAUGGAUGACGAAGAUGAUGACAGUAUUAAGAGGCAUUUUUCCGAGGAGCACAAAGCAGAAGAUUUUGGAAAUAUGUCACUCAGAAAACUGAAGAAAAUGAUGAGGAAGAGGUCUCAGUCAAUGCAGCAUACAUCUUAUCCUACUGAGAGAAAUGAAUCUACUGAGGAAAUUGAUAUGACUCAUGGAAAGAAUCCUUUACUCUUAAAAUUGGCAAAAAAAACUGACUCUGGAGCUGAAUGGAAAGUGGAAACUGUCACGAAGAGUGAAGAUCUCUCUGUGAUAAAGUUUGAUCCCCAGUGCCCGAAUAAAGGGAAGGGUGAAACUCAGAAGAUUCAAGCUGCAUCAUCUACCGCACCUUGCUCUCAAGUCCCAAGAGUACGUGCCAGCUCGACGGAUGAUUCUUUCCUGUCUGAACAGGAGCACGCAUCAUACCCCUGUAGUUUGUCAGACUCUGAUAUUGCCAGUGCUAAAUCUCCAAAACUGGAAGAUUUAAAAAAGGUCGCAACUGUGCCUAGUGAAAGUAAAGCAGGUAUUUCUUCUCCCAGCACGAAAAGAGCAAGGGCGCCUUAUUCAAAACUUCUCAUGACAAAAAAGCGACAAAUGUUUAUGAAAUCUAAGAAAAGUGGUGCUCUGUUUAGAAAAGCUCUGAAGGAGUGUUCAGAAAAAUCUAAAAUGAAGCUCACAACACCACUGAAAGCACCUUGCAACUCUCCUAAAGAAAAUGUGAUUGUCUCUGCUGCCACACCUAAGAGGGUGUCAACACCUGGGCCAACAGAGACAGAGGCACCCUCCCCAAAAGAAACACUUCCAGUGUCUCCAGCAUCACCAGCUGUCAAAUCAGAAGUACUUGCACCAACAAUUGAGGAUGUUAAACCAGUUCGUUCUGCAAUUUUCACCCAUGAUAAAAAAAAUGAAAAGAAAAGUCGCUUUAAAGAAAAGAAGAAAAUAGACGACUCAUCAAUUUUAUCACAUGGAAAAUUCAAAUGUAAUUUAUGUGACAACUACUUCCAAACUUGGUUAGCUGCUAAAAAGCAUUGGAUAAAUUUCCAUCGUGUUCCUGGUGGUUCUACAUCACCUUCACUGGAUAUAUCGGGGCCUGAUUUAAGUUCAAAUGUUGUAGAUUUACCAAAUUCAGCAAUCGGACUUCCCAAACCAAAGACUCCUCCUCUUCCUACCUCUCAAGCUUUGCCAAUAUUACCACCAGUGCCAGCUCUUCAACCUCUAUCUAGUGCUCCUUAUGCUGUGCCAGCACCAUCGCCAUCAAUCUCAUCUUAUUCCUUUGCACCAACAUUUUCCACAUCACAGACCUCAACCACAUAUCAAGGAGCUAUUGUACCAAAUCCAUUGGUUACAUCUGCUUCUGCCCCUGAAAAAGAGCAGGAAGCUCCACUCGAUCUACCUGUCCGCUUCCUUGAUACAAUUUAGAGAGGAACACAAUUUUGGGGAAAAACAAAAGACCACAGAAUAUUGUUGUGGUUUUUUUAAGUUUUGCAUUUAAUUCUAGAGCAUGGCAUAAUUACAACGGGGUGUAUCCCAUUUCUGUCUGUCUAUUUCCUCUACCCUGUCUUUUUGCCCUUUCAUAUUUGUGGAUAAAGGCCUCUUCAUUUCUGUAAAUAUUCAACAAAUUUAGAUUAAUCUAUCUUAAAUACUCUAAUUUAAUUUACAUUAAUUUACAAAAACAAUUUUUUUUUUUUAAUUGUCAGAACUUGCAUGUGCAAGAAGAAGCUGGGGGAAUCUCAAAGGGUGCUGUAACCAAACAAUGGACAAAGUAUUACCUAGACACAAAAUAUAUGUAGUAUAAGUAAAAUUGUUUUAAAAAAAUAUUAUUUGAAUUUGUGUAAUGUUUUUUCUGUGAUAAUUCUCUUUGAUUGUGAUUUUCCCCAUAUCUAGAGUAUUACAUUCUAGUUUGUUUAUAUUUGACUCAAAAAUGUUUUACUAAUAACUUAACUUAAAAAAUUCUCACCUAAAAUACCUUUUGGUUUUUAGAGCUUGUGUCAUGCAAGUUAUUGUUACCCUUAUAAAUGUGCCAUUUUUUAGUAUCUAUUUUCUGUGUUUAGGUCAUUGACUCUAGGAUACUGUUAUUCCCACCUUUAACGUUUUGAAGUGCAGAUAAAAAUAUGUUAUUGCUAUGAAAGCCUUUUGCUCUCACAUAGCUUCAUAUAUAGUAGUGCCAAAACAUGUAUUCAAGUAGGGAUGCCUCACUUCAUGUAUACUGUUUGUUGGGCAGUCGGUAAAGGUUCCAUCAUGGCUCCUCUAUGCUGUUCUUUAAAAACUGGCGUUUUGCAUGGAGUACUAUUACAGUUGACGAAGAUUUUUUUUUCUGAUUUUUCGUUGAAAUAGCUUGUUCUUGAAUUUAUUAGUGCACAUGUCAUAUUCAUACAGAAAUUUUGUGCCACUGUAUUUAUUUAUCUGUGAUUUUUGAUUUACCAAAAUAUUACUUUGAACCUUUCACCUUCGAUUAUAGUUAAAUGUGUGUUUAAUAGAUGUAGAAAGUAGAGCAGUUUGAUUCUAUACCUCCAAUAUCAGUAUUAUACCAAUAUUUAUCUUCCAAAUUUAUGAUGUAGUUAGCAGUAAGGAGCUGGAUAACUUUUUUCAUGAAAGCAACUGAAAAUAUAAAAAGAAAUUAAACAAAUAAAGAAGCACCAUCAUCACUGUGCUUUUAGGAUUUAAAAAAAUUAUGUCAGUCCUGUUAUUCAGUCUGUUACUUGUAUUUGUCUAUGUUAUCCUUCCUGGUCAUUGUGCUUACUACACCCUUGCUUUUCAGAGAAAGUAAUUUCUGUUGUAAAAUUAUCUGACCCAUGGACCUUUAGGAAAAUGCUAGCUAACCCACAUCUACCCUAGAAAAUUAAUAAAAUUUAUGGAUGUAAA